Messenger RNA from Octopus bimaculoides (California two-spot octopus), 3099 nucleotides. RefSeq lists its product as uncharacterized. Gene Ontology annotation, molecular function: flavin adenine dinucleotide binding; N,N-dimethylaniline monooxygenase activity; NADP binding. The record is from RefSeq and is a predicted model, not a curated record. NCBI's taxonomy places the organism in Eukaryota, Metazoa, Mollusca, Cephalopoda, Octopoda, Octopodidae.
UCUAUCUAUCUAUCGAUCUAUCUAUCUAUCUAUCUAUCUAUCUAUCUAUCCAGUUGAACAUAUAUAAAGUGGAAAGCCAGCUGAUGUGUGGUGGUAGUUAGCAAGGAUACGCGACCUUGAACGCCGACAGCAUCAUCAACAUAACAGUAACAGCUGUGGUUACACAUCAGCAGCAAAUAGUAGCGGCAGCAGCGACGACGAUCAGCAUUAUUAAUAUCUGGAGGGAGAAGACCGUCCAGGCAGUGUUAAAAGGAAGAGAAACUGGAAGCAGCAACCAUUCGGCAUCGCAACAUUGUUUUCAUUCAGUAGUUUCUUCGACGUCUCUAUUCAAGUAACAAUAUAUCCAACCAACCUGAUAACUAAAUUGACCACGGCUACAUUCGGCUACAAACUACCACUUCAAAACUGUCGUCGCCUAUUUAGCAUCGGUGAAGCACCAUUCAUAUAAAUUUCUCUAUCGUCAAAGCGAAAUUCCAGCGGCAAUCAUGAACAAGGUGGCUGUUAUUGGUCUCGGUGCUUCGGGUCUGUGUGCUCUCCGGCAUUUGACAGCAAGACCGAACGUUUUCCAAGCCGUUGCUUUUGAGCAGAAUUCCCAAGUUGGCGGCACAUGGCUUUAUACUCCACGAAUUCACAAGCAUGAAAACGGUGUCCGCGUCCAUUCUAGUAUGUACCAAAAUCUCAAAACCAAUUUACCCAAGGAGGUGAUGGCAUUUCCUGACUUCCAGUUCUCACAGAAUCUGCCUUCUUUUAUCCAUCACACCAAUGUCAAAGACUAUCUCAUUGAUUAUGCAAAUAAUUUUGGCCUUUAUGCUCACAGCAAGUUAAAGACGCAAAUUGAAAGAGUUGAAAUGAUUACAACAAACACUGGCUCUAUAAAAUGGUGCGUCACAUACAAAAACGUCGGAGACUCGUCUGCACCUUCUACAUCUGAAAACUAUGAUUCUGUCGUAGUUUGCAAUGGACAUUAUUCUAUACCAAAUAUUCCUGAAAUACCGGGACUCAAGCAGUUUCAAGGGUCUUUCUUACACAGUCAUGAUUAUAGGGUCCCUGAAGUUUUCAAGGGGAAGACAGUUCUUUGUCUUGGAAGUGGAGCUUCUGGUAUUGAUAUAGCAAUGGACCUCACCAGUCAAGCAAAAAAGGUAUUUCUCAGCCAUCAUGGUAAGCGAAUAACGAGCCCAUUGCCAGAAAACCUUGAAGAAACUGUUGAAAUAAAAAGUUUUUCUGAAAAUUUUGUGAAUCUCAAAGAUGGCCGGGAUUUAGAAGUUGACACAGUAAUUUUCUGUACCGGAUACAAAUAUGAUUUUCCUUUCCUCACUAAAAAAUGUAACCUGAAUAUAACUGAUGGACGAGUUUACCCACUGUUUAAACAUAUCGUUCAUGCCAAAUAUCCCUCACUCAAUUUCAUUGGUGUCACAAAGAAAGUUUGUCCUUUUCCAACAUUCCAUUGUCAAGUGCAGUUUAUGAUGGCCAAUUUGGAUGGUUCAAUGAAACUACCUUCUUAUGAAGAAAUGCUUCAAGACAUAGAGAAAGAUUAUGAGUCAAGACGGAAUGAGGGGAUGCCACAUCGACAUACACAUACAAUGGUUGGUCGAAAACAAUGGGAUUACAACGAUGACAUCACUUCAAUGGCUGAGACGAUUCCAAUUUCAAAACAAGUGAGAGAUUUGUUUGACAAAAUUCACUACACCAGGAUUAAUAAUCUUUUGGAGUAUAAGAAAUACAACUAUUACUUGAAGAAUGACAACUAUGUAGGAGUGCAGAACUAGACUGUGUGGCCAGUUUUAGUCACAACAAAAGAGAAGAAACUCGGAAGAAUGUCUCAACGUUACCCCUUCCUUUGCUUUCGUUUCAAUUUGGGCAAAACUUUCAAUAUUAUUUACUCUUUCAUUUCUAUCUCCUCUAUUCCACUGUAGCUUGCAGCAACUCAAACUUGAAUAUUAAGAGAUUAAUAAUUUUAAUCACAAUAUCCACAUAUUUGAUGAUUAAAUUUCACUGAGUAUCUAUGAAUAAGCAUGUCUUUUGGAAACUAACUUUAUUAAGCAACAUCUUGCAAAACCUCCAUUAACAUUAUUAACACUCAUCUUGGAAAACAUCUUUGAAUAUUUUUCUUCUUCAUUGGCAGUUUGUUAUAUUUAUGCAGUCAGAAUAAGGAACAAAUUUCUCUUUCAUUCAAGUUUACUGAAAGUGUGCUUACUGAUUUUUAAAAAAUCUUCUUAACAUAAUUCGAGAAAAAUAAAACUGCCUUCAUUUUACUGUUGCCCUUUUUGCGGUCAGAUAUGGAGAAAGCUGAAGGGUAAACUGUGUGUGGUUUCUGGCUGUAUACCAACACAUAUCUCUUUCCUUGAUUCAGGUAAAAAAGUCAAUAUGAAUAAAUGUGGUAAAGUGUAGAGAAGUAGGCUCUCUCGAGGACCUUGGUAGAGUUAAGCCCUCAGGGACCUAAGUCUGUCAUCUGACAACGGUCCUUUUAUUUCAUGCAGACCACUAAAGCUAAACUUAAUCCUUCUCCUUUAGGAAUAUUAAACAGGGGUUCAUUUCUUACAAAUCCUCAUAAAUUCAAUCAUAUAUCAUUCUUUAACAAGAAUAGUAUUGACAGUAACAUCAAAGUUUUGGCCAGUUGAGCCAUCAUCAGAAGCAGGAGAGGAACUUCAAAGACAGUGUCGAUAUUAUUCUUAUUAAGGAAUAAUAAAUUUGUAUUCUGCCAAAUGUAUUGAGUAAUCUUUCAGUUUAAGACUUGGAUGUGGCCCUUAGAGUGUAAGGCAUUAAGGGCCAAAUUACUUGGCUGGGUGGGGUUCCUUUUCUGAAGACCAUCUGUUGUUUAGUUCUCUUGAGGAUCUCUUACCACUAUGUGCGUGUGUGUGUGCAUGUCCCCAGAAUACAUUAGCAUUACUGGUGAUAUAAAUACAGCUCUGGGCUUGCCAAAAUCAGUAGAGCACCAGACAAAAUUUUUUGUGGUAUUAAUUUAUAUUUCUUUACAUUCUGACUUCAAAAUCUCCUGGAACCAACUUCAUAUUUUCAAACAUCUUAUUUCAUGGAUAAACAUUCACUAUCAUUUCAACUUUUACUAUUUUCCCCAAAAAUAAAAAUAUUACUUAAAGUGAA